AUGAGUGAGAACCAACUCAAUAUGGACCUUGAGGACAACGUAGAAGAUGCCGUAGUCUUAAUAGUAGAGGAGACUGCGAAGACUCCGGGUGCAUUAGAGACCUCAGAUACAAUUGAAGCUCAAGGUUUAUCGGAAGGGCCCUGUACAACGGAAAAAUUACAAAGACAACAAGUAAAGAGGCCUCGUGAAGAAACUCCUGAUCUUGAGGACGAAGAAACAGAAGAAAGCCUUGCCUAA
This is a messenger RNA of Nezara viridula (southern green stink bug), 237 nucleotides long. NCBI's taxonomy places the organism in Eukaryota, Metazoa, Arthropoda, Insecta, Hemiptera, Pentatomidae. The record is from the annotation of a GenBank genome assembly.